UUGGCUUAAAGGGCAAGAACGUGCAGAUUUAUCGAAUAGCCUUGAGGAAAUAUAUAUACAGAAUAUUGGUGAAAGCAUUCUUUACCUGUGGGUGGAGAAAAUAAGAGAUGUUCUAAUACAAAAAUCUCAGAUGACAGAACCAGGCCCUGAUGUAAAGAAGAAAACUGAAGAGGAAGAUGUAGAAUGUGAAGAUGAUCUCAUUUUAGCAUGUCAGCCAGAAACUCCUGCUAAAGCAUUGGAUUUUGAUAUCAGUGAAAAUCGAACAGAAAUAGAAGAAUUACCUCCGAUUGAUCAUGGCAUUCCUAUUACAGACCGAAGAAGUACUUUUCAGGCGCACUUGGCUCCAGUAGUUUGUCCCAAACAGGUGAAAAUGGUUCUUGCCAAAUUGUAUGAGAAUAAGAAAAUAGCUAGUGCCACCCACAACAUCUAUGCGUACCGAAUAUAUUGUGAGGAUAAACAGACCUUCUUACAGGACUGUGAAGAUGAUGGGGAGACAGCAGCUGGUGGGCGUCUUCUGCAUCUCAUGGAGAUUUUGAAUGUGAGAAAUGUCAUGGUGGUAGUAUCACGCUGGUAUGGAGGAAUCCUGCUAGGACCAGAUCGCUUUAAACAUAUCAACAACUGUGCCAGAAACAUACUAGUGGAGAGGAACUACACAAAUUCACCGGAGGAAUCAUCUAAGGCUUUGGGAAAGAACAAAAAAGUAAGAAAAGACAAGAAGAGGAGUGAACAUUAAUACGUAAAAUUAUACGACAGGUUAAUAUGCCUAUCACUGUUCACAAAUUCCACAGUCAUCAGGGAAUAUUGUGCAGAGAGGAUCCUGGACUGCUCAAGUUGGCCAAACCAUUGUGGACACCAGCGCUAUCUUUUCUUCUUUGGUUAUAUCAUCUGCCAAAAAUAGAGAACUUGUGAUAUAUUCAUGUGUAUUUCAGGCUGAUUCAGAAGAAUUAAUAUGAACUUAAUUGCCACUUCAUCUAAUUGAGGAAGGUUAACAGUUGCCCAGGGCAGUACCUGAAUUAACUGUCCAUUUCUGUACUUGUCAAGUGCCUUUGUUAGGUGGGGAAGAAAUGUCUCGAGAGGAGUAUAAAUACCUGGUAUCUUGUUGUCAGGAUUCUCAUUAUGUUAAAUGAAUAUUGCCUUUGACUGCUCUUUAUGGCUUAUUGGAAUAGGAGCUCAUAGCAUAUUGAUCUUGAAGAGUUUCUUCUUGUGAUUUUGGUCACAGUAAGUCACCUUUCAUUUUAUAGUGUUCAUCAUUGAGUAAUGAUUAAGCAAAAAUCCAGGAGUAUCCAUCUGUAGUUAUGUGCUGAAGUGAUAAUUCAUCUGCCAGAUUUGUUUGCAUAAGUGUUAUGCUUCCAUUUCUGUUGCAUAUUGGUGAUUGUGAAAUUUCAAAAUGUGACUUUUCUAACCUCUACUUUUUUUGUUUAAUUCUUGUAAUGUAAAGCAGUAGAUAGGGAGUGUCAGUAGUUUUCUCCUGUCCCUGAAAUGUAUUAGUGUAAUAUUCUGUUUCUGUUUUUUUUUUAAUAUCCUGGAAGUACCUUUCUCGUGAUCUUCAUUAAGGAAUUAGGAUGACGCUACAAGCUCUGCCGCAGUUAAUGGGGCAUUUAUAAAGGGGGAUAGAGGUGGGGAAAGCCACACUGGUGUGGGUAGCACAUCGUCCGGUGGUUAUGUAAGUGUGACGCAUGAUUUCUUCUACAUUCCAGCCAUUUUUCUCAACUCCGUGACUUUGCGGAGAAAAGGAACAAAUGUUUUGACUGGAAAAA
This is a messenger RNA of Lutra lutra (Eurasian river otter), 1757 nucleotides long. RefSeq names its product protein IMPACT-like. The transcript has a single exon. The coding region runs from base 131 to 733 and encodes 200 amino acids. Lineage: Eukaryota; Metazoa; Chordata; Mammalia; Carnivora; Mustelidae. Gene Ontology annotation, cellular component: cytoplasm. The record is from RefSeq and is a predicted model, not a curated record. Gene Ontology annotation, biological process: regulation of translational initiation.